CCUGCUCCUUGACUAUUACCGGACAAGAUGACGGGGACUGAAGGGUUUAGUUUACUUGAUGACCAAGUCACUUCAAUCAACAACAGUACCUUCGGUGGUUCGGUAGUAGACCUUAUAGAGGAUGGGGCCACACUAGAUCCAACCGACUCGCCACUCAACGUCACGGAUGAGAACCUUCAUACGUUUUUGUACACAACAGUCGAUACUAUGCUGGUAACUGUAGCUAUGCCGUUAAUUUUCUCAAUCGGUGUCAUGGGAAACUUUGCUGUCAUAGCUGUGUUUAUCCGUGUGAGAUCGAUGCGGACGGUCACCAACCACUACCUGGUAAGUCUUGCUAUCGCUGACCUGACUUUCCUGGUGCUAUCAGUGCCACAGUUCUGGGUCAUGUACGUGACGUCACCCAUCAUAGCAGACUACCGCGUUCUACAGACGGGCUACUGCAAGAUGUCAAUAUACUUGACGGAGUCAAGUAUCAUAGCUUCUUGCUUUACCGUCAUCUUGGUAACUUUUGAGCGGUACGUCGCAAUUUGCUGGCCCCACAAAUUCAAGGAGCUGAGCACCAAACCACGUGCUGUGCUUCUCUGUGCGUUAGUCUGGCUCUUCGCCCUCGGGUACAAAAUCCCCGCCCUCUGUUUCUCCGCUGCUAUUAAAACACCCAUCGUUUGGCUAAUUAGCGCCCCGAAGGAAGACUACCCGGACUCUAUGUAUGUUUGUAACUUCUGCUACCCAAGGACUUCUGACACGUGCAAAGUUUUUCAGAAAUCACUGACAUUGGAUCAGAUCUUGUUGCUGAUGGUGAUUCCAAUCACAAUGGUGAUGUAUUCGUUAAUUGUGUUACAGCUACAGAAAUUGGCAAAGUCCACUAUGAUCCGAGGUUCUGGCAGUAGCUCAUCUACACGUAUGAAGAAGCAGGUUGUGCGCAUGCUAAUUGUGACGAUAACGCUGUUCGUCAUUUGCAUGACACCGUUUCGUAUUUUGAACCUGUUUUCGAUUUACGAAUUUAGUCUACCGCCCAACUCGCAGUGGGUGCUGGUGAACGUAGGUCGCAUCAUGUUGUACACAAACUGUUCUGUCAAUCCAAUCAUAUACAAUAUCAUGAGUGACAGGUAUCGUCAGGCGUUCCACGACACGUUUCUUUGCUGUCUACCAAAGCGAGGGGAGGCCAACCACGAACAGUCGAGUUGCAACCGCAAGACGACCAAAUACACCGCCAGCAUGUGGGCUGAAACCAAGUGAAACUCACGUUUUGACGCUACCGACCAUUAUACGUCAUCAUUAACGUCCUGCUAACGUGACAAAUCCGUCCCCCGGGACGUAACGUUUGACAUAUUGGCUUCCAGGCCAUUUACGAGCAUAGACCUAGAUUAAUAAUGUGGAUGUUUCAUGUGACAGUAAGUUUACACUCUUACGUCAUCAGCAGAAGUUGGCGUAAGGCUUGCGUUUCUGACUAAACAAACUUAAUUAUAAAUUUAGUGUACUUUGUAUUUGAAGGAGGGUUGUUUCUCACUGUGUAUCAGUGUUGACGCAGUAGAUCCGCAAAUGCUGCUCACAUUAUGGCGCUUGUUGGUGUCAUUACAGACUUUGCAGAGAAUUAAUUAACCAUUAGCAUUGUCCAGCGCUGUCAUAACCUUAGCCCAGGCCUCUAUGACGCAAAAGCAGAGAUCGUAUUUUUGUAAGACUCUUAAAACUUUGAUACAAGCUUUUUUUUGAUAAUGUAAAUACAUUACACUUAGAAAGCCGACUCACUUGAUUUGAAUGAAGUGGUGCUUCGAUUUCCAAAGGCUGCUCCUUGUUUUAUUGUUAAAUUAAAGGACUAUGAUGUACCAUAUCAUUCGGAGUGGUCGCAUAAAAAUCUAAAUAAUAGAUACAUAACGCUAACAAACAUCCCCUGGUAGGCUCCCACAUCCCCCCGAAAUGAGAUUUGUUUAUUUUCAAGUUUCGCGGUUAUUUACAUUUUGUCAAUAACAUUUUUGCGCACAUGCAAAGCUUUUACCCAAACCCGUUCCUUUGUAGGUGGAAACAGCACACUCCUUUCUAACUCGAUUAUGUUUUUUCCCAAACAACUUCUCAUUGACGUCGUCACCCCACCGUUUAUGGGUAAAGCACAGACGGUGAACGUGGAAAACGCACAGCUAUGCACACGCAGAACGCAUGAUGGGCAAUAUUGAGCUACUUUCUCUUGUCUAAUCAACCUCCCCCCCCCCCCACCGUUGCAGUUCCUGUCUGACUUUGACACGAUGUCAACUUCCCUCUGUAUAACAAACAAAACCGCUUGCAAGAGAUUUUACGUAAAGUGCUUAAACUUGCAAGACCGUGUUAUAUCCUUGCAUUUGGACUGUCCUUUAUUAAAGUCAUAUGUAGUCGUUAACAGUAAAUCAUGUACAUGUCAGUGACGUGACUUAACAUCAGUCAUGUUGUGUACUUUUGUUUACUUAACUGUCCUGCGCUCGUGAUCCAUGUCACCAUACAGCCGUCUAGCGAGUUCAAACGCCUAUACUAAUAACGAUUUGUCAGUGUGGUUAAAUCUUUAGUAAAGACCAAGUAUACUAAGCCAGUUCAAUGACAACUUUUACUGAAAAACAGUCAUUGUGUGAUGACUAGCGAUGUUUAUAAGUGAGUCGGGGAAAUCGCUGCCCACUGUAAUGGCUGGAAAAGGUUUGUGACGCUGCUGUGACGUCACUUAGUCUCGUUCAUCCGUUAAACCAAUAACAAAUUGAUAAGCCGAGUAUCCUACUUUUAAUUUAAGAGGUAUUCUUGGUAGUCACCAAACCAGCUUUCGAUAAUCUACAGAUAAACACCCUAUGUAUCCUGCUACAUUUGGCAGACCGUAGUUAAAUGCCCCGUUGUUAAUCCAAACACAUGUAAUGUGUAUUUAAACAGGUUUUGGUAAUCCAAACACAAGUUGUUAUUCAAUUUUAAAACAGAUUUUUGUAAUCCAAAAAUAUUUAGUGAGCUAACUUGAAGGAUUUUUACAGGUAAAAUAAAAAGAUUUUUGUUUAUCAUUCGAUAAGUAUGUUCAAAGCCACGAGUUCCUUAGCCAUAAUUGAUCUCUUAUGAGAUGGAAUUUGUAUACGCAUUGAUAAUCACGUUACGGGAAUAUUGUUUUUAUGCAAUGAUGAUCUGGUUCUACACCGUGAAUGCAAGCUGAAAUAAUCGGAAUGACCCAUAAAGAAUAUUUCUUGCCAGCGGCUAUCAGAACCUCUUGCAUUACAUUGCUGUCAGGUCUACAGGGUAUUUUAGGCACGUAAGAGCCUAUGGUACCAUGUACGUCAUCUGACAGGUUUAGUAUCAAACCUAGCUCAAAUCAUCAAACUGUCUUCACUGGUUAACUCUCUAUAUUUUUUCCAGUCAUUUACGAAUGCUCUCGUUAAAUGCUCUGGUGUCAGUUUUUGUUCGGAGCAUGUUUUGCGUGCAAACCAUAAUCUGCACGGUCAACGCGCAAUUUAUUGGUGUAAAUGGAAGAUGUGACAAUCGUGACAUUGCAUCAGCGCUGGAGUAUUGAGAGAGUUGGGUCAUUGUGGUACAAAAUGCAACAACCAAACCAAAAAAGCAGACUAAUCUGGCACCCCGUACUUCCAAAUUGUAAAAAGUCGCAACUCUCUCAAUAAACGGUUGUUGUUGUCAUGUGUCACGGUACAGUUACGUCACUUGACGUAAACGCACGUUGUCCGACGAGACAAGACGGGGGUUCACCUCACCAAUCACAGGGGCCUAAUAUAGUGACGUAACAGUAGUAUGUCGCCCUUCCGUUUUAACGGAUUUACCAUAGUACUUCCGCUACUCUAUAAUUAUAACAAAUGGUUGUAACUGCUUUUGCCUGUUGUCGGUCUUAUCAUUGUAUAUAACGGGAGGCAACCUCGGUUAAAAAAAUAAAGUGUUUUUUUACAUAAUUUAAAAUUAGCACAGCAGGUAUUUUGGUUGGCAAAGAUUUGGUUGUGUUUAAUGCUGCUGGCAAUCAUCUUUCACUAAACAUAAUCACUGAUUGUGAAUCCUCUCGGCAUGCCAACGCCUUAAAUGUUAACAAUAAAAUAUGGUACUAUAUAGCUAAAAAACAAAUUGUGGUUACGGAAUAGCUUAACACUUAUGUAGAUUUUCAUAAAUUGUGUACAUUUAUUAAACAAUUAUAUCAAUUUAGAGAGCAUGUGUUUUGGCCGUACAUGUACUCUUGAUUGUAUACACAGUAGAUAUAUUGAAUCGUCACCGCACUCCACUUAUGAUGCAUUUGCUUUAUUUGGCAAGACAAGAAAUGUUUACUUAUUUUAUACCCCACUUCCAACAAUUGUCAUGCUUUUUUUAAAUGUGAUCAUUGAUGGUUAUUGUUUAUAAAGUUGUGUUGUUUCAAUGCGGUAUCACUGAUAUUGAGAAGUUGAAAGGAUUAAGUGACAUGACCUAUAUUUGGAAUAUUUCCCAUACAUUAAAUGAAUAUGUAAAAAAAAAAAAAAAAAUCCACAGACCCUGGUAACCUUAUUAGACGAAAUAGUCGCAGACAUUGUUUAUGUUUAAUGUAAUCAUCCACAUUGCAUAAUUGCGUUUAUUUCGUUGGCUAAGAAGAAAACAUUACACAAUGUUCAGCAUGUAGCCACUAUGCCCUUAAUUGUUGUAACAACCCAAUUUAGUUGUUGCGUGAGAUAUUUCUAAUAAGAACUGAUAGCUCUCUGACUGAAGUGAAACAAUGGUGUUUUUUCAUCCAUACCAAUCCGGUAUAACUUAAAAUAAGUUUCCAAAUAUAUUCGACACCUUUAGAAAUCACUUUCGUUUACAAAUUGUCAACCUCCGUGACACUAGGCCCUAAACUUGAUGGCUCUGCUGAGACUGUUAGCGAAACAAAUUUACAAAUCCACGCUUGAGGUGGGUAUGGUGCAAUUCACUGCUAAACACAUGCUAGUUUACACUGUAAGCAAAAACGUCGCGUGGCAAGCAGACCUAUGUAUUGGAACCUCUUGUUAUGAGUCGUGUCUACUUGUUAACCCCUUGGAUCAUCCUUGUUAAUAGCAAUUUAUUUUAAGUUACAAUGUUCCUUGACUAGGCUAGAUUGAUGUACCUACACGAACAUGAAAUUAAUUCAUUUGUAAUUACCUUAAACUUAUUCAUUGACCACCUACAUCAGUAUAACUAUGUAUAGCUUAGUUCAUUGUUAAAAGUCUAUAAGUACCCAAUAAAUCUCGAGUCAAAUUACCCAAGUGGAUGUUCCAUCAUUAAAACAAAAAAAACAC
Messenger RNA from Asterias rubens (European starfish), 5213 nucleotides. RefSeq names its product neuromedin-U receptor 2-like. The record is from RefSeq and is a predicted model, not a curated record. The transcript has a single exon. Gene Ontology annotation, molecular function: G protein-coupled receptor activity. Lineage: Eukaryota; Metazoa; Echinodermata; Asteroidea; Forcipulatida; Asteriidae. The coding region runs from base 28 to 1236 and encodes 402 amino acids. Gene Ontology annotation, biological process: G protein-coupled receptor signaling pathway. Gene Ontology annotation, cellular component: plasma membrane.